Messenger RNA from Aspergillus homomorphus CBS 101889, 631 nucleotides. RefSeq lists its product as uncharacterized. The record is from RefSeq and is a predicted model, not a curated record. Bases 173 to 454 code for a protein of 93 amino acids. The transcript is spliced from 2 exons. NCBI's taxonomy places the organism in Eukaryota, Fungi, Ascomycota, Eurotiomycetes, Eurotiales, Aspergillaceae.
AACCUCCCUUGCCCGCUAGUAACAGCCAGGAUAAGCCGGCUGCUUCCCAACAUAUUAAUAUUCUCAUUUCCCAGAAGGUUAGCGCCUGCCAUCUUCCCUUUUACACUCACCGAAUACCGUUUCAGUAUUCCUGCGUUAGUUUUAGAAGAUCAUCACUUGAUCCAACUCCAAUAUGAAACCCCUUACCUACCUCUCCCUCCUCCUUGGCAUCUCUGCAACCGCCGUCCUCGCGGCUCUCCGCCCAGACGCAACCCCCGAAGAGGUCGCCGCGGCGAAAGCCGAGUGCGGGUCCCUGGGCGUGAUGAUGAUCGACCCAGCAGAGCUGCCUGAGGGCGUUACAAUGUCCGACGUCCGCAUGUGCGCCGACCACCCCCUCGGGCCCAGGGCGUACCCGGGUCUGGGUCCUGGGGCUUUUGCCAGGUUCCGUCGGUUCUUACCGAGUUGGGUGUUUUGAGAGAGGAUGGCCUGGGAGCUAGGCUAAGGUCCUAUAGGUAGUCUAGCAUGCAGGCUUCUUCUGCUCACGCGCAGGCUAUUUUCACAUACCUGGUCGGAUUGCCUGCGCUGUGUGGUGGGAGUAGCCGUUUAAGAAUUGAAAUACUUGGAAAUGUAUAGUUGCUGAAAUCGUUAAGGC